This is a messenger RNA of Fusarium vanettenii 77-13-4, 1137 nucleotides long. RefSeq lists its product as uncharacterized. The transcript has 2 exons. Bases 1 to 1137 code for a protein of 378 amino acids. The record is from RefSeq and is a predicted model, not a curated record. Lineage: Eukaryota; Fungi; Ascomycota; Sordariomycetes; Hypocreales; Nectriaceae.
AUGCCCUCGCAGCGUUGCCCAACCUGCAAAGGCAGCUAUAGAGACCUCCUAGAGCAUAUACGCAAAAAACACCCUGCCGAGACCUAUACAGACCGGCAGCUACAGCCCCUUGGCUUAGUCAGCUGCCCUUAUUGCGGCACAGCCUGCCGGGGGUCUCACGGCAUCAAGACCCACAGUGCUAAGAUCCACGGCAUAGAAGGAAGAAAGAGGCUAGCAAGGACCCCCUCUCCACAGCUACAAAGACCUACAAGGCGGCAAAGGCAGCUACAGCCUAGCCCUACCCUAGAGGAGCCUACCCUAGACCGACCAAGCUCAAGGGAAAGCUAUAGGUCUUUUUCUAGCUAUGAGGAAAGGGGAAGACCCUCUAGCCCUAGGUCCCUUAGCUCUAGCUCCUCUUGCCCUAGCACGCCUAGCCACAGGCCCUCUAGUCAGGGACCUACCCUAGAGCCUCUAGAAGAAUAUACCCUAGAGCCUCUAGGGCCCCUAGAGGAGCCUACCCUAGAGCUAGAGACUAGGGAGCCUAGGGAGCCCAGGGAGCUUACCUUAGAGCCCGAGCCUAGGGAGCUUACCUUAGAACCCGAGCCUAGGGAGCUUACCCUAGAGCCCGAGCCCAAGGAGCCUACCCUAGAGGGGCCUACCCUAGAGCAGCUACAUAACCAAGCUAUAGCCCCAAUCCUAGCCAAGGCAUCUAUGCAGAAGCUAUUAGCCUUUGCAAAGAUCCCUAUACCUGAGAAAAGGCUACACGCAAGGCAGGCUGCUAUUUUCACAGCUGCAGCCCAUAAAGCUGCAGCUGCCUUUUUAAAGAGGCCUACUGAAAAGGCCCUAUUACAUUUCCUUAUUUUACCUAGGCUACUAGGGUUAGGGUUACAAAAAGGAGGCCUAGCUAGCCUCCUUCGACUAUUCCCUUCUAACCUUCCUACCCUAGAGAGCCUACAGUCCCUUGAGCAGCCCCCUAAGGCAGCUAGACCCUCUAUAGCCCCUAGCCCGGCUCAGAAGGCAGCUAGGCUACUAGAGAGAGGCUACCUAGGCCGGGCUGCUAGGGCUCUUAUUGACCCGACCCCUAUAGCGCCUAAUUCAACGGAAAAUAGGGCUAGGCUGCUAGAAAAGCACCCUAUCGGCUCAAAAGACCCCUUCUAA